Molecule: messenger RNA, 4916 nt
Organism: Pseudophryne corroboree (corroboree frog)
Lineage: Eukaryota; Metazoa; Chordata; Amphibia; Anura; Myobatrachidae
Gene: PIK3C3
Product: phosphatidylinositol 3-kinase catalytic subunit type 3
Exons: 25
Coding region: 143-2704 (853 amino acids)
Biological process (GO): phosphatidylinositol-mediated signaling; phosphatidylinositol-3-phosphate biosynthetic process; autophagy of peroxisome
Cellular component (GO): cytoplasm; endosome; membrane
Molecular function (GO): 1-phosphatidylinositol-3-kinase activity
Source: RefSeq, a predicted model, not a curated record
UGACGGAUGUGAUCCCGGAAGUGCAAUCUCUGCGCCGGCCAAUGGCGGAGCGCUGCCGGGUGUUAUUGUUGUUUCCUGUCAGAUUGCGGCACAUACUUACCGGGGAUCGGUUCCUCUGUCGCUGUCUCCAGGUUCCGCCGCCAUGGGGGAGGCGGACAGGUUCUACUAUGUCUACAGCUGCGACCUGGACAUAAGUGUGCAGCUCAAGAUAGGAAGCCUAGAAGGAAAGCGGGAGCAGAAGAGCUACAAGGCGGUGCUGGAAGACCCCAUGCUGAAAUUCUCAGGGCUGUACCAGGACACCUGUUCUGAUCUCUAUGUUACCUGCCAGGUGUUUGCAGAAGGAAAGCCCCUAGCCCUCCCAGUGCGGACCUCUUACAAGGCUUUCAGCACCAGGUGGAACUGGAAUGAAUGGCUGAAGCUGCCGGUUAAAUACGCCGAUUUACCAAGAAGUGCUCAAGUGGCUCUGACAAUAUGGGACGUCUAUGGACCCGGAAAAGCUAUACCUGUGGGUGGUACAACGGUGUCUCUGUUUGGGAAGUACGGGAUGUUCCGGCAAGGAAUGCACGAUUUGAAGGUGUGGCCAAAUAUUGAAGCCGAUGGGUCGGAGCCAACCAAAACACCUGGAAGGACAAGCAGUUCCUUAUCUGAAGAUCAGAUGAGCAGACUGGCCAAGGAGCCUGAUAAGGAACGAGUGGAGGAACUGACCAAGGCUCACCGGCAGGGUCACAUGGUGAAAGUGGACUGGCUGGACAGACUGACCUUCCGAGAGAUUGAAAUGAUCAAUGAGAGCGAAAAGCGCAGCUCCAACUUCAUGUACCUGAUGGUGGAGUUUCCGUGCGUGAAGAGCGACGAGAGGGAGUACGGAAUCGUGUAUUACGAGAAGGACGGCGACGAGUUCAGUCCGAUUUCCACCAGUGCUGAUAUAGUGCGAGUUCCGGAUCCCCAGAUGUCUAUGGAGAAUCUAGUGGAGAGCAAACACCACAAACUUGCCAGAAGCCUGCGGAGCGGCCCCUCAGACCAUGACCUGAAGCCAAACGCCGCCACGCGGGAUCAGCUCAAUAUAAUUGUCAGUUACCCGCCAACCAAACAGCUGACGUCAGAGGAGCAGGACCUGGUGUGGAAGUUCCGAUACUACCUCACAAGCCAGGAGAAGGCUCUCACCAAAUUUCUAAAAUGCGUCAACUGGGACUUACCUCAGGAGGCCAAGCAGGCUCUGGAGCUCCUGGGAAAGUGGAAACCUAUGGACGUGGAGGACUCUCUAGAGCUUCUCUCUUCACAUUUUACAAACCCAACGGUGCGACGCUACGCAGUUGCUCGGCUUCAGCAGGCGGAUGAUGAGGAUCUGCUGAUGUACCUGUUACAGUUAGUGCAAGCCCUGAAGUAUGAGAACUUUGAUGAUAUAAAGAAUGGAUUGGAGCCAACGAAGAGGGACAGCCAGGGCCCCAUGCUGGAGAGCUUGCUGACCUCCGGAAUAAACCCCAGCGACGUGGACAGUUCACAGAUCAUCUCCAGUAAUAUCCCGCGAUCUUCAUCUCCUGCUCCCUCUUCCAAGGGCAAGGAUGGUCUGGAAUCUGAAAGCCUUGAGCAAGAUCUCUGCACCUUCCUCAUCUCUAGAGCCUGCAAAAAUUCGACCCUGGCCAACUACUUAUACUGGUAUGUUAUAGUGGAGUGUGAAGACCAGGACACCCAGCAGAGAGGCCCGAAGACGCACGAGAUGUACAUGAAUGUCAUGAGGCGCUUCAGUCAGGCGCUACUUAAGGGCGACAAGUCGGUGCGGGUGAUGCGCUCGCUGCUGGCCACGCAGCAGACCUUCGUAGACCGUCUGGUCCAUCUGAUGAAAGCCGUGCAGCGCGAAAGUGGCAACCGCAAAAAGAAGAACGAGCGGCUUCAGGCCUUGUUGGCAGACAAUGAGAAGAUGAACCUGUCUGAGAUUGAGCCUAUCCCGCUGCCACUGGAACCGCAGGUGAAGAUCAGAGGCAUCAUCCCUGAGAAGGCCACACUCUUCAAGAGCGCCCUCAUGCCAGCAAAGUUGUACUUCAAAACGGAAGACGGAGGAAAAUACCCGGUAAUAUUCAAAAAUGGGGAUGACCUGCGGCAGGACCAGCUCAUUCUGCAGAUUAUCUCACUGAUGGACAAGCUGUUAAGAAAAGAAAAUCUGGAUCUGAAGUUAACACCUUACAAGGUUUUGGCGACGAGCACAAAACAUGGAUUCAUGCAGUUUAUCCAGUCUGUGCCUGUUGCAGAAGUUCUUGCCACAGAAGGAAGUAUCCAGAACUUUUUUAGAAAAUAUUCCCCAAGUGACAAAGGGCCGUAUGGAAUAAGUGCCGAGGUGAUGGACACGUACGUGAAAAGUUGUGCGGGAUACUGCGUCAUUACCUACAUUCUCGGAGUCGGAGACAGACAUCUGGACAAUCUCCUGUUAACCAAAACAGGCAAAUUGUUUCACAUCGAUUUUGGGUACAUCCUGGGCAGAGACCCCAAACCUCUCCCGCCCCCCAUGAAACUGAACAAAGAGAUGGUGGAAGGAAUGGGAGGAACGCAGAGUGAGCAGUACCAGGCUUUCCGCAAGCAGUGUUACACCGCAUUUCUACACCUGCGCAGAUAUUCCAACUUGAUUCUAAAUCUUUUCUCUCUGAUGGUGGAUGCCAAUAUCCCGGAUAUAGCGCUGGAGCCAGACAAGACCGUUAAAAAGUCUUUAGAAUGACUUAAUGACCCCAGAAGACCAAUGGCCGGCCCUUUGGCUGAUAUGACGGAUUUUCUCCUGGAUGGCGGUUUUCUUACACGUUGAACCCGCUGCGUUCUCCCUGUAUGUGAGCGGACGAUCUAGAACUUCAGCCGACUGGAUCAUUUCUCAGCAGCACAGUUUCCCCUGUUACCUUUAGUAAUAUCUUAUUUUUGAAUUUUGUAAUGUCAUUUCCAUUUUAUUGAAAUUGCUUUACUGAGAUGAUAAAAAGGCUGCAUGGCCCCCUCCUCCCAUAAACUGAGUGAUGGAUGUGUUCAGAGCCAUUUAACAAGACAAUACUAUACCUUGUUGGGGCAUUAAGCCGCUGCUUUCAGAUCCCGCAUUGAUUUCUUUUGCUAAGCCUUAAACAAGAAAUCUAUAUAUAUUUCAAGAAACUUAAAUUAGCUAAAGAUCUAUUUGGAUUGACCAGUGAAAAGAAUUUAUGCCGGUUGCUGGACUGCAGUCAAUAGUCAUUUUAGGUAUGAUGAUGCUGCUUUUACAGCCGCAAAACGCCACGAGGCGCAAGUGAGCCACGCCGAGCGGUGUAGUGUCUUUCUCGUGCAUUUGUGUGUCUUGGUUGCAGUGUGAUACGACAAAACAUCUUCAAGAGACUGCACGGAUUAGUUUGAUAUGAGACACUUAUAGUCCAGAUCUGUAUACGAAGCACAGCGGAACAUGAAAAAAAAAAAGCCGCGGUCGCUGCAUCAUAGCGCUUUGUAUACAGAGUGUGGGGUAAAUUUACUAAGAUGGGAGUUCUAUUUAAGAUGGGAUGUUGCCCUUAGCAACCAAUCAGAAUCCAGGUAUUCUCUUCUAGAAGGUGCUAGAUAAAUGAGAAGUAUUAUUUAUCAUUUAUUUAUUAACAGUUUCUUAUAUAGCGCAGCAAAUUCCGUUGAAGACAAAACUGGGUAAUAACAAACAGACAUAGAGGUAGGAGGGCCCUGCUCGCAAGCUUACAAUCUAUAGGGAAAUAGGCAUGGAUACAAAAGGAAAGGUGCUAUCUAUUGCAUAGUUGUCCGCCAGAUCGCAUCUGAUUGGUUGCUAUGGGCAACAUCCAAUUUUAAAUAGAACUCCCAUCUUAGCAAAUUUACCCCUUAGGGCUGUAUUCAAUAAGAGUCGGAAACUGCCGACUUGUCGGAAAGACGGCAGUUUCCGACUGGAAUAGGUCGGAAGGGGUUCUGACCUAUUCAAUAGGGGCACAUUUUUUCCGACAAGUCGGGAAACCCGGCUUGUCGGAAAGCAGUUGGAUCGGCGGAAUACCCGCCGAUCCACCUGCUGCUGUCGGAAACGGGGCCAAAUCCGACAGGUUUUGCCCCCCUUUCCAACAAACUCAAUCCAACUUGAAAACAAGUCGGAUUGAGGUGAGGAGCGGUGCGGCGGGCUACGGGGAUGAGAGUAGUACCUGUAGUGCCUCCCCCGCCGCCGCACAUAUCACUGCCGGCUCCGGCCGCCGCUGGAAGCUCCUCCGCCGGCCGUCUCCCUCUGCUCCCCCCGACGGCCGUCUCCCGCUGCUCCCCUGCCGGCCGCCUCACACUGCUUCCCCGCCAGCCGCCUCACGAUGCUCACCCCGCCAGCCGCCUCACAGUGCUCCACCCGCCGGCCGCCUCACACUGCUCCCCCGCCAGCCGCCUCACAGUGCUCCCCCGCCGGCCGCCGCACACUGCUCCCCCCGCCGGCCACCUCACGAUGCUCCCCCCACCGCUGCUGUCAGCGCAUCCGGCACCCACUGACAGCAGCGGCAAGACAGGACACAGGGAACAGCCAAAUCCGACAGUCGGAUUUGGCCGCUCUUUGAAUAGGGGUUGUCGGGUCCAUUCCGACAACUGCAUGUAGGAAUGGACCUGACUCUUAUUGAAUAUACCCCUAAGACUUUGUUGCAUAAAGAUAUACAAGUGUGGAAUAUAAAAUUAAUCAGUGCGGUCUCAUUAAUUAGUUUUGUUGCAUUUGGUUGCAAUUAAGAUGCAUAUUCACUCAAAUAAGUCGCUCUGCACAAGCCGAGUCGCACAGCACCAAAUACACUGAGAAGGGACGUUUGGAGUGACUCCAUCAAUAGUGUAUAUACAGAACUGGUCUGUUCCGCACUGGUCAUAGGAAAUGUCAUAGAAGAUGAUAGUAGGAAUCCAACAUUUAAUUAGUAAUGAAAAGUGAUUAAUGACGUUAAUAAAAUAUAACCUUUAAUAAUAAACCAUUAAAAUAA